Messenger RNA from Protopolystoma xenopodis, 1073 nucleotides. NCBI's taxonomy places the organism in Eukaryota, Metazoa, Platyhelminthes, Monogenea, Polystomatidea, Polystomatidae. The record is from the annotation of a GenBank genome assembly.
GCCAAACAGACCAUGGAGUGGAGUACCCAGAGCUCACGCCUCCCAUAGCUGCGCUGGCCAGUGACGAACAAAACGGCUUGCUAAUCACGACUGGCAUAGACGGUGGGACUCGAUGCUGGCAACUGGACGUCUGCGUCUCUUCACGAGCGCCUUGUCUGGGCUGGAGCAUUCGCCCGUUGGACGCCUACAGACCUUCCAUCAUCUACUGCCCUCUGCGGGUGUUGCAUGCCCUCCUCUCGACGCCCACGACGAACGAGCAUGCGACCGCUCCGGACACCGGCUUUCCGCGCCUACAGUACGGAGCCAGAAGUCGCGGAGCCUCAGUGGCGGAGUCGAGCUCGGCGGUUGUGCACGAGUCGAGCCAGAUCCGUGCGGGCAGUUUGCUCUUUCUGGUGCUCAGGGACGCCGAACGAUUCGCCUUUCCGGUGUCGGCGUUCGCCUGGGGCCGCAUGGGCCCCUCGCGACUCGACCAACCCGCCUCGGCGGCUCACACUGCCCCCGUGGAGACCGUCGGCCAGGUACCAGCCGGGGCCGGCGGCAAGUCCAGCCUCUUUGUCACCGUGGCGCCGGAGGAUGUUGACGGUGCCGUGCGGGUGUGGCGUGUGGAGGUGAGCGGCGAUCGCAGACAUCGUCCCGGCGAAGCGAACGUCGCCGAGGGCUCGGGCGGAAUCCGUCUCGUGCGCCGGCUCUUCUGCGCUCGACCCGACGUCGCAGGUCGAUGGUCUGUUGCCGCGGCUCUCGUUGACGCCAACGGUCGUCUGGUGGUGGCUCGCAAAAGGAUGGUCUGUCUCUUGGAGGAGCGGCGGCCACGAGGCCUCGUCCAGUCGGCCGAACCCCUCGGUUCACCAGACAACAAUCAGGGCGGACGUUCGGUGUCAAGGCCCUGGAAUCAGGCAGUUCACGACGCGAUGAACGAGGAGGAGGCUGUUUUGGUGAGUGGAGCGAAUAGAUCGGUCUUGGAGACGGGAAAAGCAGAAAAAGUAGGUAAGUAUCACCGGACGCCGGAAAAUGAGUCCUUCAGUCCUGUGACUCCGUCUUUCGUCUGUCGUGCGAGUGGCAGCUUUAGAAUGUGA